AUGUUCAAAGGUGUUUACAACAACGGAGAAGGAAUAUCGCAGAUCCUCAUUUUAGGACCGAGCAAUUCGGUCGUUCCUGGAUGGACAACGAUCGAGACAUCAAUGGAACCGUCGACGUCAUUCCAUUAUGAAGAAGUUGUCAGAGGAACGAUUCAAUUCGGGAUUUGGGAUGUUUCUGGUGCUCUUCAGCGAUUGUGGCCAUUAUUUUAUCGAAUGAUCGCGCUCGAUGGACUCGUUUUUGUCGUUUCAGUGUUUGAUUCUGAUUUUAGAACUCCACGCGAAUGGAUUCGUCGCCUCAUCAACGAAGAUGAGUUGCGUAUGACCCAAAUUGUGAUUGUUAUCAAUAUAUUCGAUCAAUCAACAGAAGAGGUAACGCCAAUGGUCGAUGCACUGACGACAGGAUUGGGACUUGAAGAAUUGAAAUCAUUGACAGACAAUCCAGAUCGUUUUCGUUGGAUCGUUGCUAAUGCGAAAGAAGGUGAAAACGAUUCUGAGUGGAAAUCUGUUAUUUAUCAGUUUGUUCAAUCCAUGCAAAAAAUGCGAUUUGGAGCAGAGAAGUGA
Messenger RNA from Condylostylus longicornis, 561 nucleotides. RefSeq lists its product as uncharacterized. Gene Ontology annotation, molecular function: GTP binding; GTPase activity. The record is from RefSeq and is a predicted model, not a curated record. Lineage: Eukaryota; Metazoa; Arthropoda; Insecta; Diptera; Dolichopodidae. The transcript has 3 exons. The coding region runs from base 1 to 561 and encodes 186 amino acids.